Molecule: messenger RNA, 1071 nt
Organism: Cladophialophora psammophila CBS 110553
Lineage: Eukaryota; Fungi; Ascomycota; Eurotiomycetes; Chaetothyriales; Herpotrichiellaceae
Exons: 2
Coding region: 1-1071 (356 amino acids)
Biological process (GO): endoplasmic reticulum tubular network organization; membrane organization
Cellular component (GO): membrane; endoplasmic reticulum
Source: RefSeq, a predicted model, not a curated record
AUGGCCCGGUUCUGCUACCGUACCGCAUUCAUCUCCGCUGCCACUACUUAUGGCAUUGCCGUCUAUAAGAUUUUGUGUUUCCGCGCCCGAAGCAGCCAAAAGGUCCCGGGUGGUGCUCUUAGCGUUGCUGCCUACGAGACUGUCCAGUAUCUCACUCUGGCCCUAGUCUGGCUCUUUAUGCCUCAGCGGCAUAGUGCUCUGCUCCCUUAUUGCAUCUACUCCAUCUUCCAUGUCGCUGUCUAUAUCCGCUCCGAUCUGAUCCCCACAAUCCAAGCCAAUCUCAUCCAAGAUAUCCGCACACUCCAGACGAAUGUGGUCUCCACAAUCCAGACCAAUGUAGUCUCCACAAUCCAAACCGAAAUUGAGACCAAUGUGAUCAGCCCGCUCCAAUCCAAAAUGCAGACAAAUCUCAACCCGCUCCAGACAGCACUCCAGACCAAUCUGAACCUUGAGCUCCAGGCCACACUCAAGACCAUACCUGUCGCUCCUGCUGCGGCCGCUCUAGUUCCGGAGAUGGUGCCCGCAUCCGACUUUAUCGCUGACAAGAUUAGCGUCUUCGUCAAGAAAUGCUAUGAUAUGUCUAUGUCAGUGCUUGCUCCGACCAUUAUAUCGUUCUUUGUGCCCCAGUGGAUCUAUCCCAUCUUUUAUCUAGUCACCAGGUUUACCGCUCUUCCUAUUGGCACUUCAGGUGCAAAGACGCCAACACUCGACUCUAUCGCCGACAAUAUCGGUGUCUUUAUCAAGACGUAUUACAACAUUUCUAUGUCAGUUGUGACUAAACUCGAGAUUUUCAUCUGGUUUAGUCUCCUGUUCUCAGCCAUCACCUUCCAGCGCCAGUCGUGGAUCAUGAUCGUGGUCUACACUGGCUUCCUGCGCGCCCGUUAUGACCUGAGCGACUUAGCUCAGCUUGAGGCCAAGGUUGACGGCUUCCUAGACGCCCAGAAUGCCCCCCUUACCGGUCGCCGGGCCUGGAAGAGUGUCAUGGUGCUUACGCGCAAGUUCUAUCAUGUGUCGGAUCUUACUAAGUAUAUGGGUAGUGAUGCUGCUCCCAAGAAGAUGAAACAACGGUAA